AUGAAAUUUUUAAUCCUCGGUUUUUGUCUAACGAUCGCAAGUGCACAAUUCAUAUGCCCGCCCAAGGACGACCAAUAUCCAGACGAGAUACAAUGCGACAAAUUCUACGAAUGCAAAGACGGCCAAGCCAAAACUAAACUAUGCCCAGAUGGACUGGUGUUCAAUCCAGAAAUCAGGAAAAGGAACAAAUGCGACCAGCCCUUCAACGUCGAUUGCGGCGACAGAACGGAAUUACAACCGCCGCAACCGAAAGGCGUCUGUCCGCGCCAGAACGGCUUCUUCGCCCACGAGAACCCCAAGAUCUGCAACAGGUUCUACAAUUGCAUCCACGGCGAGCACAUCGAGGUGACCUGCACGGCGGGGCUCUACUUCGACGAGUACUCGGGCAUCUGCGUGUGGCCGGAGAGCUCCGAGAGGACCGGUUGCGACGUCAGCAACAAUCAAUUGACGGACGGUUUCAGUUGCCCCACGGAGAGCCAGAAGGACAACAACGGGAACCUGGUGAUCCAUCCGAAGUUCGCCCAUCCGUCGGAUUGCCAGAAGUUCUACGUUUGCUUGAACGGCAUCGAAGCUAGAGAAUUGGGUUGUCAAGUCGGAGAGGUUUAUAACGAGGAGUUGCAAAAGUGCGAUGCGCCGGAAAACGUGCAAGGAUGCGAGGAUUGGUACAUGAGCGAACCGCCGCCGUCGCCGCCGAAGGCGACGAAAAAAUCCUAA
Messenger RNA from Phyllotreta striolata, 714 nucleotides. The record is from the annotation of a GenBank genome assembly. NCBI's taxonomy places the organism in Eukaryota, Metazoa, Arthropoda, Insecta, Coleoptera, Chrysomelidae.